GGGUACGGGGGUGUUGGGUGCCCGUAUGUUGGGCGCCAUCUUUGAGGCUGGCAGUAGGGGAAAGGCGACGGCCCGAGCGGCGGCCCCAGCGGAGCGGGGAGAUAGAGCGGCGGCCGCGGUCCCUGGGGUUCGGUAAAGUCGCUGCUCGCCGGUAACUAUAGCCGCUCGUAGACCGCAGGGGGCAGGGGAAAGGCCUCUGCCCGGCACGGGUCCCUUCCACUCCCGUCGGGGGAAGCAGGCCGCAUCCCGGCGGGUGCCGGCCGGGCCGCGGCCCCGACCCUGAUCCCUCCCGCGCGAGCGCCCUUCGCCGCCGGGCCUGACCCCCCCGGGCGGUGCGUUGCGGUGGGUUGCGUUUUUCCUCGGCCCCUCUGGAUCUCGUGGGACAAGCAGCUUUUCCCUGCCCCAGCUCAGGCCCCGGCUCCUCUCGGUCCCGCCGUGCGGUGCUCCUCGCCCUGCCCCUCCCCCGCUCGUCGCAGUUUCCCCGCGGCCCCAGAGAGGGCUAGAGUCGUUACGGGGGGGCGUUGAUUAGACUGGAAAUACCACCGCUGGUCCCUUCGGAGUUACAACUUAGUGCCUUCCUUGUGUAGCAGUGCCUCUAGGGUAUGUGCCGUGGUUGAGAAAUCGCUCCUGUUUCCCCCAUAGAGCUUCAGGGUCUGACUAACUGCGUGUACUCGGUUGUCAUCUUAAUUUCUCCUUUAGUUUGCUCAAAACAACACAGUUGGGUGACUUUUGUCUUUGUUUCUUAAGAAUUGGGAUUAGAAGAUGCCUGUUUCCUCUGGUUACGGUGAAGGCACAGGAAUGAUAUGUGAGGUGACAUGGUCGGAACCAUCGCAGGGGUGGGAAUGUUUGGCCCAAUGCUCCUUAGCAGACCUGUGCGCUGAGUCAGCUCUGGGCCUUCCUUGGAAGGUGCAGCACUGUGUGUUAUUUCAUCCUGGAAGAACCCAAGAUAUUAUGAGGAUAGUUGGCUUGGAAGCCCACGUCAGAACCACUGUGCUGUGUCCAUUGGACACAUCUCAGGUUGAGCAGCUGUGAGUUGGGUUUGUUGUCAGAUGGUGGCUGGAAGGUGCCACAGUAGAGAAGUUAGUCUGGGGUAGCGUUCCUUUUGUUCUCCCUUCCCAUCUCAAAUGGCUGUUUCCGUUGGAAAUUGUUUCUUUUUUUGAGAUUACAUACAGUGUUUCAGUGAGGAUGAUGAAUCAUUAUUAACCUCUCAGUAAAUUGCUGCCGGAGCCCUAGCAGUGAUUUCAGAAUUGAAAAAAGACAAGUGUGCUCCCUCCCCUGAGAGCAUUAGCAACUUCAUAGUACCCUUCAUCUGGAAGAGGUUCCCGGUGUUUAGUCAGGCACUAAGGAGCAAGGAAACAGAGAGUCACUCAGUGUCAGUGUAGGGGAAAAAAAAGGAGUUAAGGAUUAAGAGAGAGGAAUUCCACUGAAAAUUGGUACUCCCUGAAAAUCUGUUCAGGACUGGGACUUGCAGGUCCUGCCGCUACGUGGUACGCUGUGCUCAUGCUUUGUGCUGCUCUGCAAGAUGGGGGCACAGCUUUGUUAAAUGGGCUGUGUUACCUCUCGCAUUGUUGCCUGGAAGAAGGGAGUGGACUCCAAAGUGUGAGCCCAUAGCGUCUGCAGAAGACUGAGGGAGUUUUCUUCAUGAAAGCAAUACUUUAGAAGUGCGUUCAUUUCAGAAAUGUGGACAAAUGCUUCUAUUGUCUCAACCUUCUCUCUUGGCCCUCAGCACAAUGGUGCGCUGCUAGAUGCCAAGUGUUGUGCUUUAGCUCUGUUGUAGGUUGGGUGGCAGCAGAGACUUUCCAAGUGAGAUACUUCAUGCUGUGGAUAAACAACAACAGCAAAUACAGCUGGGUAAAUGUGAUUGUCUUCCUCUGGCAUAUUAGUUGAAACACAAAAAAAUCCUCUUCCCUUCUUGCUGUUCUCCACAAGACAAAGGCAGGUCAGCAAACUGGAAAGUGAGAGCAGAGAAUAGAUGGUGUUGCUUGGUGCUCAGGUAGGCAAGCUGCAAAAGAAAUGGGAUGCUUCCUUUGUGCUGUCUUCUGGCAAGUGUUGGGCUCAUGGCAGCACUGGUGUGUGUGCACUGAGACCCCAGCUGCUGUGACCUCAGCGUAGCUGGAAUUCUUUUGCCCAGAACAAGCUUGAAAUCUCUUGAUCCAAAAACUUAACUGGCAUUCAGGAGGAGAAAGGAAGUCUUUAAAAAUGUGAAGCAAACUGCUAAGAGAUGUGCUGAGUGCUCCAGAGUUACUCACUGUGCGCAGCUCUCAGGGCUGUGUGCUUGGUUUCUGGUUAGCAUUUGGGCUGCUGUGCUAACAGAUGUGUCUGGGGUUAUCUUGUUUUAAAAUGGAAGGGCUCGUAAGGAGCAGAGGGAUGUGAGGUAUUUCUAGUCCGCUUCAUGCUCCCGUGUGAGGAAACAGAAGUGCUGAGCUGUGUGCGUGUUCCAUGGUGCAGAGUCCAGUGACAGUUGGUGCCCGGCGUCUGUGCAGGGCAGCACCGAGGUUGUUAGAAGCAUAGGAAUCUGCCAGAGAGGAAUCUGUUGUGAAGGUACUAAAGGUAAAAAGGCAGCAUUUCUAUCAGUAUUGGAGGAGGGAAGGAAACUUUGUCCUUAAGUGCUGUUUUUGUUCCCAUUGUCAUGCAGUCAAUCCAGCAACUAACUUGAGAACUCGACUUCUCUCUUUAUUUUAGAUUUGGGGAAAUUCCCUGAAAAAAAAAAAAAAAUUCCUCGAAAAUUCACUAGUGUCUGUGUGAGUAAAAGGUUCCAACCUUUAUUGACUAUCGGAAAUGCUUAGCUCAGAAAUGUGCAGCACUUUAAUGAAAGAGUUCUGAAUCACUUGAAUUUGAUCUUCUGUCUGGCCUGGUUGCAGGUUUUACUGCAUUUGGUACCUUAAAAAAUACAACAACAAAACAAAUCUAAAAUAUCAAAAUAUUUGAUUUUUACAUCAGAAAACCAACAAACAAACAAAACAAGCAAACAAACAAAAGAAAACCCUUGUUGUGGCUGAGCAGAACGUGCUGCAGCUCCAUGCAGUGCUGAGUUGACCUGAGCAGCAGCAAUGGGGAGCAGUGGCUGCAGUCGGGGAGCAGUGCGUGCUGGCAAACCUGUAGCAUUGCUACAGUCUGAGAAGAGAACCAAUUCCUUACAAACCCAAAACCAAUUGGAGAUGCUUGGUAUCGUGCAGCCAUGCCAUUUGCACAGUGAGCCUUCCCCGCCUCGCCGCUUGCUGUUCCUUCAGCCUGCUGUCUGCUGCUCGCUGCUUGUGGCCCCCACGUGUCUGCACGGGGCCAGAGGCUGCUCCCAGGAUGGAGCAUACAGUGCAAACCCCUGUGUGCAUAGACACCUUGAUACCUUGUGCAUGCGUGUGUGUGUUUGUGUGCUCUCCCCAACGCUGCCCCAUUGCACAACAUCAGUCCCAAAGGCAUUUCCUGGUGCAGCUCCUCAGUUGAUGGCUGUUUCCCUCCAGAUGAGAGGAGCAAACAGCACCAGCCCCCCACUGUUCCUUCUGCUCUUGCUGAGCUCACUAUUGCUCACACUUGAUGUGUAUACAGGCACAUGUGUGUGGAUUUGUGUAUUGAUACGCACUGGCAUGCUUUUGCUGUACAGGUAAUAAAGACGGAGGAUGGUUUUUGUGGAUUCUUCAAAGGUGAAGAAUCCUUGAAGACCAGAAAUUCCAACUUACAGAAUUUGACAUUUUAAAAAUAAGAUAUAAUUUAGACCAAAACUAAAUUGUCCGGCUGUGGAAGACGGAGCCUCAUUUUUGCAGCCGUUUUGAGUCUCGAUUUUGCCUUUUAGUGCACUGGGUUUUUUCUUUUCUUUUUUUUGUGGUUUUUUUUUUUUUUUCCCUGUUUUUUUGCCUCCUCGAAGAGCUCACUAAUCCUGGCUGCGUCCGCUCUGAGAGCGUUCCGAUGGACUUGCUUCCUCCAUUAGUUGUAAGAUGUUUAAGAGCACAGCCCGUGUUUGACUUGUGGAUGAGAGGUUCCCUUGGCAAAGUGAGGAGGAAAAUUCUUCCUAACCUGUUAUAAUUAAUUAAUUCACGGAUUCAGUGUUGGUUCGGCCUACAGGAGAAGUGAACUGCAAAGCUUUGAAGAUCACUGUAUUUGCUGAGGUUGUCCAGGGUUCCUUUUCAAAAGAAGAUUUCACUGAUCAAGACUGUAGAAGACUUUCAGUCCAAGGAAGCACGAGCCAGCUCUUUGAGAAGCACAGGAAGAGCUGCACAGAGAUCCCCGAGACCAGAACUGCUUCUGUGCGCUCGUCCAGCAUGUCGAUUAAAGGAAAUGAUUGCUAUUUCUACUUCUAUUCCACUUGUAAAAAGGGAGACAACUGUCCCUUCAGGCACUGUGAAGCCGCUUUGGGCAAUGAAACCAUCUGCACGCUGUGGAAGGAGGGCCGCUGCUUCAGGAAUGUCUGCAGGUUCAGGCACAUGGAGAUCAGUAAAAAACGCAGCAUGAUUUCCUGCUACUGGGAGAACCAGCCAGGAGGCUGCCAGAAAUCCAACUGUGCCUUCCAUCACACCAAGGGACGUUACCUCAAUGGGGUUUUCUUUCCACCAAGCCAAACUACGCUGCCAAGUCCACCAGAGUCUGCAGGUGACGAUCCGAAUGCAGCUCAGAUAACAGUGCAGCAGAGCAAGCUUUCCGUGCAGUCCGAUCCCUCUCCACAGUUGAUGGAAGUGAUGCAAAUGGAAAACAAAGAGAGUGUCCCAAGCUCUACACAUCCUCCCGUUUUAAUCAAAGCUGCAGAUGAUGACAAAGGUGAUGAUGACCAGCUUUCUAAGGAGGGAGAAGAAACAAAAACACCUGUCCAGCAACCAGCUGAAGAAAACCAUCUUGGAUUGCAGAUAAUUUCCACUACAAAAUCUGAUGCUGAUACAAAACAAGAUGACAGUUUGAAUGCUGGAAUAAAAACACUUGGAUCAGAAGGACCUUCAGGAGCUCCUGCUCAUCGGCUCAAAUCUCAGAUUGUUCGUGUGCCUAAGAAGGAGAAUGUGCGGACACUGGUCAGCACUGUGAUGCUGCCUGCAAAGCAGGGGGAGGUGCCUGUGAUUCGACUGAAUAUUGCUGAUAAACCUGGAAAACAGGAAUCCUCUGUAGCUGAUGUCAGUGGCCUUCCGCUGAAGCGCAGCCUCGUAGAAAGGCUGGGGAAGAAGAUCGAGGUUGACAGAGCACCAAGGAGAGAGAAGGGUGCCAAGCCAGCAGGGGAGAUCCAUGUCAAGACUCUGGAAGAGAUCCGUCUUGAAAGAGCGAAUCAGCGAGGAGAAACCCCAGCUGCCCCCCAGGCAGAAGGGUGCUGUAAGGUGGAGGAUCCCAGCUCCGGGGUGAGGCCUUCCCCUGCAGUUCACAUCAAAACCUUCUCGGAAGCCCUGGCUGAAAGGAAACACAAACGACUGGAAGAAGAGAAGCAAAAAGUAGAAGAGGUUCUUACUGAGAAGAGAUCUAAGGAUAAGCGCAAGAAGAAGAGAAUUUUCCCUCCACCUGAGCCUGGUAACGUGAAACUGGAAGAGCCACCGCGUAAAAUCAAGCGAUUGGAAGAAAUGCAUAUUAAAAGCUUGGAAGAAAUCAAGCAGGAGAAAGCCCUGCGGAUGCAGCAGAGCGGGGAAAGCGUGCCAGCAGCAGCAGCCCAGCCUGGGCCUGCCCCAGAAGGGAGGAAGUUGCAGCAGAUCGCAAAGCCAGCAGCACCUGGAAGAGAAGAGAUUACACUGCUGCUCCAGCCCUGCCAGAGGUCAGCUGCUCACAAGGCUGUAGAAGAAGAUGACUUUGAAAAGUUCAUCUCAGAAAUCUUAGCAGGGGAACUGGAAGCCAAGUGCAACGUGUACUGCUGCUCCAGCCCUGCGCGAGGUCAGCUGCUCACCAAGGCUGUAGAAGAAGAUGACCUCGAAAAGUCAUCUUCGGAAUUCUUAGAGGAAAUGGAAGGACAAUAUGACUUGGAGCUGGAGAAGGACGUGGAUGAACUCCAUCUUGAACUUUCUGAGAUGAUUGAUAGGGAGGUGCCUGUGAGUCAACCGAAUACUGCUGAUAAACCUGGAAAACGGAAAUCCUCUGUAGCUGAUGUCAGUGGCCUUCCGCUGAAACGCAGCCUCGCAGAAAGGCUGGGGAAGAAGAUCAAGAUUGACAGAGCACCAAGGAGAGAGAAGGGUGCCAAGCCAGCAGGGGAGAUCCAUGUCAAGACUCUGGAAGAGAUCGUCUUGAAAGAGCGAAUCAGCGAGGAAACCCCAGCUGCCCCCCAAGGCAGAAGGUGCUGUAAGCCCUGGGAUCAGAGUACACCAAAUUCUAGAGCUCAAGCAAAGAGCCUUGAGGGGGCAAUAAAGGAGAAGCUGCAGCUGAGACAACCAAAGAAGCUGAAGAAGGAAGUGGCUGCUGUGCCGGCUGCUGCUAAAGAAACAGUCAAAGCCAAGGGCAAGGUGUGUGUGAAGCCCUCGGAUGGGAAAGCCAGCACCCCCACGAAGCGAGCAAGGAAGCGGAAGGCUGCUGAGAUCUCUCCCUCUGCUGUGGCAGCUGUGAAGCCUCUGAGUAGCACUGAAGAAGAGGAGCCUCCAGCUAAAAAAGCAGCUUUGACUGCUGGUCCAGCCCUGCCGGAGGUCAGCCUGCUCACCAAGCCUGGCGUAGAGAAACCCCCCAGCAGCCUUGAAUUGCAACUGGGAAGCCAAGCAGACUCUGUGGAGCAGUCAGAGGACUCGAGUUCAGCUUCAGCUUCUUCCCAGUCAGUGGCCAAGGCGCAGCAGCUGAGCUCCACUGGGGCUGGGAAGACCCCCUUAUCUGUAGAAGAUGACACUGAAAAGUUCAUCUCGGAAAUCUCAGGAGGGGAAAUGGAAGCAGAAAUUGACUUGGACCUGGAGAAGGAUGAGGAUGAUUUCCUUCGUGAACUUUCUGAGAUGACUGACUGUUGAACUGCAUAGUAGUUAUUAUAGUAUGUUAAAAAAAAACAACAACAACAAAAAAAACCCUUUAAUUUAAUAAAAACCUUUUCUUUUUGGUUGGAUACCCCAGGGUGAUACUUUACUAAAGGAGGCUUCACAAUGAGUCUUAAAGCACAGCUGAACUGGUAAAAGAUUGGCAGACUGCAUUCCAUUGUCCUGAGUUUUCCUGCUGGUCAGAGUUGAGGCCCUGUGCAUCCAUUCCCUGAUCCUGGUUGGCUCCUUUCAGCAGCAAGAGGACAAAGCAGUUCUGUGACAGCCCAGAAGGACGUCCAUCUGUGUGCUGCAGUGCCUGGCAAUUGAUCUCCUGAUUCAGUGACGCUCUGAAGGCUUCAACCUCAAGCUCCUUCCUUCCUCCUCCCUUGGCCAUGCUCAGCGUUGGGUGCAGCUGGAAGCUUCUUCGGUGCUCCCAUUUCUCGGGCAGUCCCCAUGUCUAGCCUGGAGUUCUGCCAGCUCUUGAGUUUUUUUGGUGUAUGCUUUUGUUUAUGACUUGAAUCCUUUAAGGCAACUUAAUGACAAUGUGGGGGUGGGAGGGAGCAGAAUUAUUCUGGUGUUUUGGACCAAAUGUGCCACCAAGGAUGGGGGGUGCUCCCUGCCUUCCAGUUAUCAGCAGUGAUGCAGCAGCAGUGUGAGAAGCGGGAGCUGCACGCCGCAGCUGCGUUAUUCCCCCCUUUCCCUUUUUCUGGACUUCCAGUGCUGUUUGCUGGCAGAGCGCGAUGCUGUGCCAAGCAGCUGCGUUCCUCUUGUCUGCAGCAGCAGGUGGGGCUGUUGGGGAUCGGCUGUGGCUCCUAUUGGCUCCCAGAACUGCUCUGUGCUGAAGCUGCUGUAGCAACACGGCGAUGCAUGAGGGCAGCAGGGAGCAGUGAGCAACUGCAACCCUGUAGGGCCUUUUGGGCCAGCUGUGCUGCGUGCCCUGCCUCUGCCCAUUGCUUUCUCUAGCAGGUAUCUUUGCAAUUGUUUUCUUUACUUGUAGCAGAACUUUAGGCUUUUCCUACUGUGACGUGUGAUGCCAUUAAGGGGCUCUCAGGCAGUCACUGCCGUCAGCGGAGUUAUCAGUCAUUGAGUUGAUUGUAAAUACUUUCUUUCUGGAAGCCAACACGUGUGCGCUUCGCUUGUCUCAGUUCAGAGUGCAGCCAUCCCAGCCCUGCUGUGGGCACAGUGCAGCCCUGGCCCUGCUGGAGGACGCCGUGGUGACUCUGUGCUUCAGCAGGGUAUUGAGUGGUUUUCUGCUGACUCUGGGUGGGACUGUGCCCAUGUCGUGUCUGCCACUGUUACUGUAAAUAUUUUAUCUUUUCCUUUUGUAUUUGCCUUCUAUUUAAGAUAUUGUAUGAACGUAGUCAGGCUCCUCUGUUUAUGCCGGCGGCUCUCAGCUGUGUUUUUAAAUAAACCUGGCACAGGACAGCA
Messenger RNA from Coturnix japonica (Japanese quail), 8309 nucleotides. NCBI's taxonomy places the organism in Eukaryota, Metazoa, Chordata, Aves, Galliformes, Phasianidae. The record is from RefSeq and is a predicted model, not a curated record.